AUGAACCAACGCAGCAAACACCUAGUGCUACUAGCACUUUCAAAACAAAACCAAAACUCAAUUGAAGUUCAAAACUUAACCAACUCUACAAAGUUACCAUAUUCACAAACAGGAAAUGCAUUGUCUCUUACAAAUUCCGAAUGUCCAGUAUCACCAUCCAACCUAGAAGACCCAACAACAACUACUCCAGAGCAGGGUGAUACUACUUUCAAUAAACCCGGUAACUCUCCAUCUAUUUUAUUUGCGACUAAUAAAUCACAUGAACAAGAGGGUAUCGACUUUCAAACAGGCGAUUACUCCGGCACUGAUUCAGGAGAUGAAUACAGGCCUGGCCCUCGUUCCAGAUCAUCUUCAUCCAGUAGCUCUAGUAACAAUUCUACCAAUAGUAGUUCUACCAGUAUUUGUUCCAGUGAUUCUCCUGUAGAGAAUAAUAAUUGUAAUAAUGAGAGUAAUAUAGUUCAAGGGUAUAUAUGUAUAACCAACAAGUGGAACCGAUAA
Molecule: messenger RNA, 498 nt
Organism: Danaus chrysippus (African queen)
Lineage: Eukaryota; Metazoa; Arthropoda; Insecta; Lepidoptera; Nymphalidae
Source: the annotation of a GenBank genome assembly